This is a messenger RNA of Adineta steineri, 783 nucleotides long. The record is from the annotation of a GenBank genome assembly. NCBI's taxonomy places the organism in Eukaryota, Metazoa, Rotifera, Eurotatoria, Adinetida, Adinetidae.
AUGAAUACUUCACCACCAUCACAGCCUAACCUGACUAUUUAUAUACUUAAUUUUACUACUGCUGAAAUUCAUGAAUCUGAUGGAAAAAUUCUUUUGAAUCGUUCAAUAUCAUCAUUGGAUUCAAAUGGUCAUUAUCGUUUACCUAAUUAUGAAUUUCUAUGUAUACAACAAUUAUCAAAGUGUUCUAAACAUGAUUGGUCAUUAAUAUUUCAAUUAGAACUUAAUCCAAUAAAUAUUUUUGAACGUGAACGUAAAUAUUUAUUAUUUAGUGGUGGUGCACAUGAACCACAUAGUGAUGGAAUAUUAAUUUAUUUAUAUCAAUCAAAAAAUACGUCAUAUCUUGAUAUUGAUUUUAAAGAAUUUCAUAAUGAUCAAAUUGCAUUUUAUUGGCAAAUUGAAGCUGAUUUAGAAAUCAAUAAAUCGAUUGAUGUAGUAAUAACUAUUGAAAAUCAUGCAACAUCAAUUGGUCAACAUCAUCAAAUGACAAUUUUCUUCGAUGGAUAUUUAUAUAAACAAACCGAAGUAGAAAAAUAUACAGAAUUAUAUGUAUUUAAAUAUGAGAAAUUACAUUCAACAUCAAUAACUAUUUAUGGAAAUGAUUCCGGAGUAGCUAGAUUUGAUAAUAUGAUAUAUUAUGAAAGAAUUCUAACAGAUGAAGAAAUUGCUAAUGAAAGUAUACCGAUAAAUUGUACACUUGAUUUUGGUGAUGGAUAUCGACAAACAAAUGGUACAGAUCGUCAUCAGUAUUAUACAGCUAAUUUUUCAAGAGAUUAUACACGUUGA